Molecule: messenger RNA, 4360 nt
Organism: Coregonus clupeaformis (lake whitefish)
Lineage: Eukaryota; Metazoa; Chordata; Actinopteri; Salmoniformes; Salmonidae
Product: calcium-independent phospholipase A2-gamma
Exons: 9
Coding region: 892-3198 (768 amino acids)
Biological process (GO): arachidonate metabolic process
Cellular component (GO): membrane
Source: RefSeq, a predicted model, not a curated record
UAUGAUUGGGCCAACAACACAAAUAAUAACGUUAUAGCUAAGCGAUUAGCUACUUUCAGUGGUGGGCUAUAUGUGGCUAUGUUGUUCUGUAAAAUGUACUGGAAUGUUGUAGAUUACAAUCGGAUGCACACUCCAUCUAGUUUGUAUCAAAUCAUUAGUUCAUACUCUAAGUGGUGAAAUGAACAUUUGUGCCAAACAUGAGUAAAACAAAUGAGUAAUGCGGAAUUAUUUUUCUCCAAUUUAAAUUCAAUUAAAUACUGUAGCUGUCCCGCAAUGAAAUCUAAUGAGAUUCACACAUGGAGGAUUCUCUCAUAUGAGUUGCUGCCCUCUAGUGUUACAGAGCAGUCAAUGCAUGCCCUCUCGUGGUUGGUGGUUAGUGGUUGACGUGUCUAUGAAACAGCCAAUCGAGAAGCAGAGCACCGUAACGUGCUCUAUUGUAUAUUUCCACAUUUCCUGUUUUCCUUAGCUAGCCGAGCUGUCAAUGAAACGCUGACUGUUCUGAUAUUCUAGGAGGGUGCUUAAUUCCUAGAUGACCUAUGCUGGACCAGAGCCAAGAGGCACCAUAAUGGUUCUCUAUCUUUCUUCCAUUUUCCAGAGGUUGUCCUGACUGAUCCAUUCUCCAGAGGUUGUCCUGACUGCUCCAUUCUCCAGAGGUUAUCCUGACUGAUCCAUUCUCCAGAGGUUGUCCUGACUGAUCCAUUCUCCAGAGGUUGUCCUGACUGAUCCAUUCUCCAGAGGUUGUCCUGACUGAUCCAUUCUCCAGAGGUUGUCCUAACUGAACACAGGAGAUGACCCAACAAGGCCUAUCCCCGUAUCAGCACUGACACAAGCAAAGGCUGUAGUCCAGUCAUACCAUUUUAACUCUCUCCUGUCUCUGGUGUGAGUCGACGCAUGUCGCGGAUCAGGAGCACGCUCAACACUGUUUCCAAAGCGGUAAGCGGCACCGACCUCCUCUCCAAGAUAUCCCGCCUUAAGCCCAGCGCCGCAGUCGCCCAUGCAGAGAAGGUACUGGCCAAAGCGGAGCCUCCGACUCCAUCUCCAACCCCGGCAGCGAGUGAUGCUUCAGCUGCAACAGCCAUGAAGCCACCAGAGCAGGAUCAGACAGGAGGACUGGAGCAGAACAAUGGAGAGGAGGUGAAGGAGAAUCAUCCACUUCAGGCUUUAGAGAAACCCUUCAUGGCCAACGUCAAGCCCAAACAUAGUCUCACUGCGUCAGUGGCUAAAUCCACCGCCAGCUCCUCGUCAGCCGUGGCCAAGCAGACGUUACAGCUGUUCCACCCAGAGGCCCUCUCCACCAACAUGGACGAGACAUACAGCACCCUGGCUCAACAUGUCAACGACUACUUCGGGAGUAGUAGUAGUCUAUCAACAGGAGACGACAAGAAGCCUCACCAUCUAAAUGACAAUGCUCAAGCAUCCACGUCCUCCAAGCCUGCUCUCAAUCAACGCUAUCAGAGUACUAAGAGCGGGGACCACAUCCCCGUUUCAGUACCAGUGGCAGCUGAGACCGAGGUUAUCCAGGGCGAGACUGCUACCCCACGACCGACUCCUCCCCUGGACGAGGUUAGCCCAACCUCAGGUGUUCCCACCCGAGAAAGCCCUGCCUCAGACAGCACUUCCUUUGACCCAGCCACCACUACCCCCACCCUAACACCCUCUAAAAAAGGGGGGUUUGGCCAGUACCUGUCCGACCCUCGCCCCAAUGUUCAGGCAUUCUUUGGCAGCUACAUAGCACCCUUGGUUCCUAGUAAGUUCAGGGCUGAAGCCAAGAGCGUCACAGCAGCAGUUAAAGGGAAGACCACGGAGGAGGCUGUGAGGAAGCCUGGAGAGAAGACAGAGACUGAGGAGGAGAAGAAGAACGCUGAAGAGAGGGCCAAGAAACUGCUGCUGAGCCAGAGAGAGAAGAUCAUAGCCCGGGUGAGUAUGGACAACAGGACCAGAGCCCUGGUGCAGGGCAUCCAGAAAGCCACAGAUGUGAAUAUCCACACCAGCCGUGUGGAGGAGCUCAGCAUGCAUCUACUGGAGUACCCUGAGACACGCGGCGUGGCCGUCAAGGAGAGGGUGAUCCCGUGCCUGUUGCGUCUGAGGCAGACCAGAGACCCCAGGCUCCAGGCUGCAGUGAGAGAAGCCCUGGCCCUGGUGGGAUACACAGACCCUGUGAAGGGCCGGGGUAUACGGAUCCUGGCCAUCGAUGGAGGGGGGACCAGGGGACUGGUGGCCCUGCUGGCCCUACAUAAACUGCAGACCCUGACGGGCAAACCCAUCUACCAGCUGUUUGACUAUAUCUGUGGGGUCAGCACAGGUGCCAUCCUGGCCUUCAUGUUGGGGGUGUUCCAGAUUCCUCUGGAUGAUUGUGAGGAACUCUACAGGAAGCUGGGUUCUGACGUGUUCAAACAGAACGUAAUCGUGGGAACCGUCAAGAUGGGCUGGAGCCAUGCCUUCUACGACAGCCAGAUCUGGGAGAACAUCCUCAAAGAGAGAAUGGGAGAAGGCCUCAUGGUCGAGACAGCCCGGGAUCCAAAAUGCCCGAAGGUGUCAGCAGUGAGCACCAUAGUGAACAGGGGUCUACCUCUGAAGGCCUAUGUGUUCAGGAACUACAACAUGCUACCAGGGGUCAGGUCCCACUACAUAGGAGACUGUAAACACAAGAUGUGGCAGGCCAUCAGAGCCUCCUCCGCCGCCCCAGGGUACUUCCAGGAGUAUACACUGGGAAAAGACCUGCACCAGGAUGGAGGUCUCCUCAUCAACAACCCGACAGCGUUGGCCAUCCACGAGUGUAAGCUGCUGUGGCCCAACACCCCAGUGCAGUGUGUCGUCUCUCUGGGUACGGGCCGCUAUGAGACCGCCAGCAAGAACAACAGCACCUACACCAGCCUCAAAGCCAAGAUCACCAAUGUCAUCAGCAGUGCCACCGACACAGAGGAGGUCCACAUCAUGCUGGACGCCCUCCUUCCACCCGACACCUACUUCCGCUUCAACCCCUACAUGAGCGAGGACAUCCCAUUGGACGAGAGCCGGCCGGAGAGGCUCACCUUCCUGCAGGAGGAAGGAACUCGCUACCUGGAGAGGAACGAAGCCAAGCUGAACAAGGCAGCGUCGGUGCUGGCUCUGGAGAAGAGCGCCAUCCAGAGGCUGGCUGAAUGGUGCAAACUGAAGGCCGACAUGUACGAGGGCCUGCCUUUCAUCUCCAAACUGUAGGGGAUGUCUAGAGGUGAAAGGUCAGACAGGCUGCGAGACACUAAUUUAGACUGAUUAUGAAGAUAAUAUAGGAGCUGUAAAGGUCUGACAUGUACGAGGGCCUGCCUUUCAUCUCCAAACUGUAGGGGAUGUCUAGAGGUGAAAGGUCAGACAGGAUGAGAGACACUAAUUUAGACUGAUUAUGAAGAUAAUAUAGGAGCUGUAAAGGUCUGACCUGUACGAGGGCCCUUCAUCAGAAACUGUAGGAGGAGACCUGCAGAGGUUAAAGUUCAAAAGGCAGCUGCAGGCGGUAGGUGCUGAGACAUUCAUUUAGGCUUGAUAAUAAACAUAAUGUGCUUUGAUAUGACUCCAUAUCUGCUUGAUGUAGAUUAUUUGAAUUUCUGUUGCUUGGGCAGGAUGUUGUUGCCUUUGACCUGUGAGAGUAGUGCAGUAGGAUCUGUAGGAGUGUUUUCUCUGAAAAGGGUUUGGCAGGUAGGGCUGAAGGAAUCAACCUUUUGACUGGUCCUAAAUAAAGCGCCACUGUGAAGAGAGCGCAUAUGCUGUGUUUACACAGGCAGCCCAAUUCUAAUAUUUUGCCACCCCAAAAAUCAGAUCAAAUAUUUUGCCAAUAAUUGGGCAAAAGAUCUGAAUUGGACUGCCUGUGUAAACAGCCAUAAUGGUGUGAAUGGUAGAUAGCCAUUUACUGUUUUGAUUUAAGAGUGCAGGGUUUGCAGGGAAGGUCUUUUUAACAACUACCGACUUAACAUGUACUGGUAUGUCAGAUAUUCAGGGUCUGUUAUUAGCAACUCAUUCUGUUGUAAUUACUAUAAAUAUGAAUGUUGUAACUGACCUGGCUGUCACCUCAUUCCCAUGUUCAGUAACUUUAAAUGCUUCAAACUUGAACUAGGCAUGUAAAGUAGAAUGGUAUAAAACAUGUAAUUAUGCCUUUUUUUCACAGAUGAAUGAAAUCAUGCACUUUGUAAAUUGUCACAUUGUUCUUAUCGUAAGAGGUCUGUAAGGGAUCAAAUGUAAAUGGUUUGAUAUGUGAUUUUGAAUAAUGUUUAAUUGCAGAGUUCAUGAUAUUAGCUUUAUAAUGAACUUGUACCUCCUAGUUCCUUUCUCCUGCAUCGGUGUGUGAGAAUGAAAAUGUGUAAUUAAAACAGGUUUCUGUUGUCGUGUUGUC